Messenger RNA from Geodia barretti, 255 nucleotides. NCBI's taxonomy places the organism in Eukaryota, Metazoa, Porifera, Demospongiae, Tetractinellida, Geodiidae. The record is from the annotation of a GenBank genome assembly.
CUGGACUCUGAGGGGAACAUCGUGGGCGCCGCCGGCAACUAUCUCAGCGGCCCCGGCCCCAUGAUAUACGUCUGGACUCCCCAGGGGCGGGUACUGGAAACCUACCCCAUGCCGGUGGGCGUGGACGGCCCCACCAACUGUUGCUUCGGCGACGCCGACCAGAGCAGCCUGUACGUUACCACCGGCCAGGGACACUUCCUGCGACUGCGCAACACUGGCCGCCGGGGCUGGAUAAUGUGGCCUCCGGUCCGGUAG